AGUUUUUUUUAUAGUAAGCUGCCGCCAUCUUGAAGGCGUAAUUGUUGUCAUGUUUACGUUGUGUGUGAAAGGUGAUUUUUGUAAUUCUUGAAAUAAUAACUAGACCGAGGUUAAUGUAAGAACUUGGAUCAGGUGAAUUACAAAAAUGUUUUACGCACAUUUUGUGCUGGCCAAAAAAGGCCCUCUGGCCAAGAUUUGGCUGGCGGCACACUGGGACAAAAAGUUAACUAAGGCUCAUGUUUUUGAAACGAACAUUGAGAAGUCUGUCGAUGGAAUCCUUAAACCAAAGGUCAAAAUGGCCUUGCGGACGUCAGGCCAUCUGUUGCUUGGAGUCGUCAGAAUUUAUUCCAGAAAAGCAAAAUAUUUACUUCAAGAUUGUAAUGAAGCCUUUGUUAAGAUCAAGAUGGCCUUCAGGCCUGGUAUGGUGGACUUGCCAGAGGAGCACCGAGAGGCGGCCAUGAAUGCAAUCACAUUACCUGAGGUUUUUCAUGACUUUGACACUGCAAUGCCUGAACUUAAUGAAGUGGACAUUGAGGCACAGUUCUCACUGAACCAGUCGAGAGCUGAAGAGAUCACGAUGAGGGAAGAUUAUGGUUCUCUGAAUCUUGUAACACAUGAUGAUGGUUUUGGAGAUAUGGGAUUUGAUACUGAUAAUCCUGAUAUAAUGAGAGAAGCUAUUGGCAAUGGAGGUGGUUUGGAACAGAGUAACUUGUUGUUCGCGGAUGGGUCGUCGCUGGAGCUGGGCGGCAAGGAGGCGGGGCCGAGCAUAAUAAAUAUUGCUUGUUAUGUGAAGGCGGAGAUAGAGGCAGCGGGCGAGCGCGGCGCGGGCGAGGGCGAGGCGGGCGCGGCAGACGCACACGACUCGGACGAUGAUAUGGCAGACCACUACGAUGCGGGAAAUUCGCCUCAACACAGUUGGGGUGGGUCGCCUCCGCAUGAGGCCGGCACUCCUCGGCACAUGGACACAGAUGAAGCGGACCUCAUGCCUCCACCAGCGGCUCCCAGACCACCCUCAGUCAGGCCCAUGGAUGUGGAUGGACCGGAGGCAGGUGUGGAGGAGCCUGUGAAGGCGGCGACUCCUGCGCCAGCGCUGGACACCACCACGCUGCUCAACAAUGACGAGGAAUCCUUCGCAUUGGCUCCAGUUGAUACUACGGUACUUAAAGGAAUAACGAAAACUAAACGGAAAAGGAAGCUUAUUGUCGAUGAAGUAAAGAAUAUAUCUGGCGAGGAGAUGAAGAACCAGCUCAGCAACACAUCAGACAUCCUGACGACGCUGGACCUGGCGCCGCCCACACGCCGCCUUAUGCACUGGAAAGAGUCGGGCGGAGUAGAGAAACUCUUCAUAUCGCCCUCCAAGCCGAUACCCUCCAAGAUAUUAUUCAAGAGAUACGAGCGUAAUAUGACGAAGCGCAGUGAGCAAGAGGAGGCGGAGGCGGCCGCGCGCUCGCCAGACCCGGAACCAGUACGACGUGCUGGUCGUAAACGAAGACAUGAAGAGUCUAUACAACCCCCGGACACGCCGGGGCCGAGUGCAGAUUUGGAGCCUCCGACACCGGUGCCUCAAGAAUACGAGCCUUCAGUCGCAGUGGAGCGCGCGCCCGAGCCGCAUUCGCCACAAUCGCCACAUUCGCCACAAUCGCGAAACGACGACGAGGCGCCGCAAACACCGGGCGGCAUGCUAAGCACAUUAGGCCCGCCGUUGACCCCGGGGCCGUUAACACCUGGUACAUUACUUCAAGGCGGGUUAACUCCUGGCGGAUUACAACAUGGAUCUAUGACACCCGGUGGAGUUCAGCACGGCUAUAUGACACCUGCUGGUCUGCAGCAUGGUGACACACAGCCCAUGGACCUAGGGCUUGGAGCAGGUGGCAUGACACCUGCUGGAUUACACCAUGGUGGUAUGACUCCGGGUGGCAUGACACCAGGGUUAGGUCUAGACAGCGGGAUGACACCGGGCGGACUGGUCCACGGUGGGCUGACACCGGCUGGUCUCCACCACGGUGGUAUGACACCGGGUGGUUUAGACCAUGGUGGCAUGACACCGGCGGGCUUGCAACACGGUGGCAUGACGCCGGCGGGUCUACAACACGGUGGCAUGACACCAGCGGGUCUCCAACACGGAGGUCUAACGCCGGCUGGUUUGCAGCACGGUGGCAUGACACCUGCUGGUUUACAACAUGGUGGCAUGACGCCUAUCGGCUUGCAGCAUGGCGGGAUGACGCCAUCAGGUAACUGGCACUCAGGGUUGCAGCACGGCGCGCUGCUGCAGCACAGCCUGGAGCAGCUGCCGAUGAUGCCGCAGGUGGGCGGCGAGCAGGCGGCGCUGCUGCGGCCCGCGCCCCCGGCCCCGCCCCCGCACCACCACGAGCCGCACCACUCGCUGCCCAUGGAGCCCCUGCCGCUGCACGGCCUGGAUGACCACACUGACUAUCAGACGGGCAUGCAGAUGACCAAUUUAGGAUACGACGACCAACAGGGACAUCACAGCCCGCCACAUGAUUACGAUUUACCGCUCAGUGUUGAAAAUGGCGAGGAGGGGUGCGGCGAGGGCCGCGAGGCGGGCGAGACGGAGGAGCAGUUCUCGGAGCGCGUGCUGAACCGGCGCGCGGCGCAGCUGUUCGCGGCGAUGCGGCCGCGCCUCGCCGCGCACCACGCGCUCGCCUUCGCCUUCGCGGACCUCGCGCCGCCGCACAAUAACAGGAAACAGGUAGCUCAAAAAUUCUACAGUUUAUUAGUACUCAAGAAGCAUCAAGUGCUAAAGUUAGAUCAACGAGAGACCUAUGGACCUAUUCUCAUAUCUAAAGGCGAGCAAUUUGACACUGAAGCGAUUUAGCUAUUAUAGUUUAUUUAUGAAAGUCGGAAACAAAAUAUCAAGUAGUUGUAAAAGAGGGUAAUUAUUAUAAGGCGAUGUGACGCUGUGUUCUACUGGACGGUUGAGCCAAAUAUAUUGUGUAAGUAGAGCCGGUGAGUCAAUUACAUGCAAACUUACACUGUCGAAAACUUCUUUGAAAUACAGACAAUAUGCUUUAAAACUUACGACAGUGGAAUUAUACUUUUACACUUUCCCGUUUCGUUUAAAAUCUGUACAAUCUUUUGUUUUAGAGAAAGAGAAUGUUAUUUAGUUUAUACAUUUAAAUAAGCUAUUAAUUUUCUUUUAAUAACUUAAUAUAAUAAUAAAUAUUAAUUCGGGAAUGUAUCUUAUGGUGUAUCUGUUAAAUGUAAAACAGGGUAUUUUUUUAUUAAGAAAUUAAAAUAAACAACAGUAAUGGGGGAAAAAUCAACUUUUUAUUAAUUUAGGGGUUUACUGCAUUUUUUAACUGAAAAUUGAGUGUUUUUGGUCAAUUAGAAUGUAUAUGUUUGCAUGUGGCGCGCUCACCGGCGUGUAUACAGUUCUCACGGGGGAAGGAUAGACUUGUAGCGAAUUGCCUUAUCUUGUUUUGCUUUAACUUGUAAGUGAAAUUAUUGUAAACUAUUUACGAUUAUUCUAUGUUUUAUAGAUCUACGUGAUAUAUUUCACACAUUUUUAUACUAACGGAUUUGAUAGAGGUAUUGACAGUUUUAACGUUUCGAUGUUUGUGAAUGUGACCUUUAAAGUUUUGAUAUUUAAAUAAGUGUGACAAAAUUUGUAUGACUUGUAUGUAAAAGUGGGAAUGAUAUUAUAGUAUUCAUAUAUCUUGGCGACUGUUAAUUGUAGUGGGGCAUAGGUGGGGAGCUGCGCAGCGCGCAGAUGACCUUGGACCGCUGAGAUAUUUGAAAAUCGUAAUAUAUUCGUAAAAUGUCUGCCCAUUUUCACCAACAAGCCCUUAAAGUAUUAUUAGAUAGGUGUGUUUCUAAAGCGAAAUACAAAAUUAGGUGACACCUACAAUUUUUGAUGUGAAAAUUAAAUUCUUACUAAGGGCUUCCUAAAUGGUACUGUAGGUAGCCCUAAAUAGUAGGGGUUGUUGGUGAAAAUGUUCAUCAAUAUUGUUUUUGUUCAUUGUGUGUUUUCAAGCAAUCCGUUAGUAUAAUAAGUGUUUGAUACUGUAUUGUUAAGUGUCACUUUUUGAAUCCAAAUUCGUUUAGUAUCGAGUAUCACUCGGACGAAAAUUAUGUUGUAAUUAUUGACUGAUACGUAUUUAUGAGAAAUGCAUCUAUUUUUGUUCUCAAGGAAGUGUAGAUAGUUAAAUAUCAGUUUUUUUUAAUAUUAAAAAAGUGGAAAACCGCCAACUGGAUUCAUCGAAAUAGCAAAGCAACCGGUUUCAAUAGACAUUUGCAAUUGCAGAUGCGUUGACGGAGGAGUUGACGCACGAAAAAUGUUGUGUCCUUUCUAUACUUUCUCUCCUCUGUCAAAUCUACUUUCUCUUCCAAUUAACUCCUUAUAGAAAAGGGGUCGGAAGGGAAAAUAACUAAAAACAUCUAAAAUCAAACAGACUAAAAACAUCAGCGGCUGAUUGUGAGCUUGCUUAUUAAGAUAUCCAAUGUGAAAUCUCAGUCUCCGCCUGACGUAAUUAGCGCAAGUUUGCCGAUGAAUCCUUCCACAAAGAUCAAUUUUACUCCGCGCUCGUCCGCACCGUUCCAGCCGUAAACUCGUGACGUCACAAGAUAUCUGCAAAGGCAAAGUACGAGUAAUACUUACAGUCGGCAGCUGAUGUCCGGUUUGUGGACGUUUCUAGAAGGAAAUCAUUAAAAAGCUUUUCAUCCCAACAUAUUUGUUGUUUUUAUAUUGUUAUAGUGUAUAAAUAUUGCAGGAAAUAAAAACUAACGGCUGUUGAAAACUUCAUAAUACUUGUAUAUUAUACUUUUUUCAUUAUAGUGUUUUACGAAUGACGUUUUCUAUAGAUCGGUUUUGAUAAUGCAUGGAUGAAUCGUUGAAUUAAAUUAAAAUUAAAUUGUAAAAAAUUAAAAUAAAAAAUUUUGCACCUUUACAAUGUACAAAAAAUAUUUUAAAAUGAGUGUGUGUAAUGGUAAAAUGUUAUUUACAUCAUGCUAUAAUGAAAAGAGAUAAAUUAUAUGAAAAACUAUUUUUGAGAAUGGUUUAUUAGUAUCAUAGCAUAUUUUCGUUGAUUUAAUAUCAAUUCAUAGUCUACUUCUUUUUUACUUAAAGUACAGUUGCAAAUAUGUCUAUAGCAAAAUUUAUGUAUCAUAUAAAUAUAGAAAUAAGAUGAGAAAAUAUGUUGUUUCGAAGGAAAAAUUAAGUAAAAAAAAAUCGAGAGAUUUUGAAACGAAAUACUAAUUCCUGUACAAAUCUUAGCAAUGGAUUUUUUACAUUUCUUUGAGAAUUUUUUGUAAUCAUUUUUGUUUUAAAUUGUGCUUUUUUCCGCCAAAAGGUGUACUUCGGUUUUAGGCUGUUUACUUUUGGUGUUUUUUUGAAUCCAAAUCCAAAUUAUGAUAUAAUUAUGAAAAUAAGCAACGCAUUCAGAAUGCCAGGACCUGUUUCAUAAGUGUAGGGUUAAAUUGUAAAUCGUGAUUUAAAUGUUUACCUCUGUCUUUACUUUGAUUUAAGAUCAUAGUAUCUUGUUUUUACAGGGGUAUCCACUUAGACGCAUAUCAGACAUAUUUGAAAUAAAUUUGUUAAUAAUAAAA
Molecule: messenger RNA, 5565 nt
Organism: Papilio polytes (common Mormon)
Lineage: Eukaryota; Metazoa; Arthropoda; Insecta; Lepidoptera; Papilionidae
Gene: vtd
Product: double-strand-break repair protein rad21 homolog
Exons: 20
Coding region: 146-2836 (896 amino acids)
Biological process (GO): synaptonemal complex assembly; mitotic sister chromatid cohesion; replication-born double-strand break repair via sister chromatid exchange
Cellular component (GO): synaptonemal complex; cohesin complex
Molecular function (GO): chromatin binding; protein binding
Source: RefSeq, a predicted model, not a curated record